Mycotypha africana is the source of this 1144-nucleotide messenger RNA. RefSeq names its product 39S mitochondrial ribosomal protein L46-domain-containing protein. Gene Ontology annotation, molecular function: structural constituent of ribosome. Gene Ontology annotation, cellular component: mitochondrial large ribosomal subunit. NCBI's taxonomy places the organism in Eukaryota, Fungi, Mucoromycota, Mucoromycetes, Mucorales, Mycotyphaceae. The transcript has 2 exons. The coding region runs from base 256 to 1047 and encodes 263 amino acids. The record is from RefSeq and is a predicted model, not a curated record.
GCCAAGAGUGUAUGUACCUUGAUCAGUUGAGCUAUAAGCUCAGACUUUAUGCAGCCCCAAUCAGAAGGUCUGCAACCGGCUAUUCACGUUUCGAAAGCAGAGAGACGGAAACACAACCCCGGUUCUUUAAACUAUUUUGAGGGGAAAUUUCACUUUUGACAUUUUUGAUUCAAAAGAAUCCUAUUAUCUCAAUCUCUUUAUUCCCUAAGCUUGCGUUGUUCUAUAUUACCCUAUUUCCUGUUUCAUAUACGGACAAUGCUCAGACAAUUAAUACAAAAAAGAAGUUUAGCAACCGUAGCCUCACCGCUCAUUGUCAAAAAUCACCGCAUACAAGCUUCUGUCAUUCUUUGCAGAGCACCUCAGAUUCUUCGCGAUGCUACACCAUUUGAAAAAGCAUAUUUCGACUAUACUGAGAAGAUACAGCGCCAAGAAUCGCUGACUACACCAACAGAUUUUUAUUUUAAAAAAGGUUCGGUAGCAGAACGUCGCUGGAAGUCAGAAGAAGAAGCACGCCAGCAAGCUAUGACAAAAGAUACAUCACUUACAGAAGCGGUGGAGGAAGCACGUUCCGUUUGGGAAAAAGAAAAUGAAAGCUUAGCCAAUGCUACAACUAAGAUCACAGUGACUGAUCGCUCUACUAAGGCCGACGCUGAGAAUGACAUAAAAAGCCUUGAUCGCUCAUUACAACGUACAUUAUACCUGGUAGUGAGGAAUAACAAAAAUGGUUUAUGGCAAUUCCCUGAAGGGCCUGUUGAUGGUUCAGAGCUUUUGCAUGAGGCAGCAGAACGUACCUUGAAAGAUUUUUGUGGUAAAAAUAUGGAUACUUGGUUUGUUGGACGACAGCCCAUCGCCUUCCACAAGAAAUCCUCAGAUAAGCAAGAGGACUAUGGUUCAAAAACAUUCUUCAUGAAGGCGCGUAUAUUUGCAGGACAGGUUAAACCUAGCGAUAGAGUCAGUGAUUUUGCUUGGUUGACAAAGGAAGAAUUAGCUACGAAACUUUCUCCUGAAUACUAUAAAUCUGUUGUGGACAGCUUGGGAGAUCUUUAAGAAUAUAUCAUCAACAUUAAUUUAUAUAGAACUUGUCACUUUAUUUUCUGUACAUAUAAAUACUUUAACCAUUAUAUAUAGUUUGUUUAGCUUGCAA